UCCGGUCCGUGUGAGCAGGCGACCCGCGGAGGGAGUGGACGAGGCUCCCCGCUGACUCCCGCUGCACGGUUCCUCCGAGGUUUCCUUUUUCCAUUUCGCAGUGGGGUUUUUUUUAACUCUCCAGGACCCAAGUGGACGGACUUUCUGUGUUGACAAGGAUCAGGAAGCUGUGUUGGCCACGGUUUGAGAAAGGAGCAUGGCUUCCCAGGCUGAUCUGAUGGAACUAGACAUGGCCAUGGAGCCAGACCGUAAGGCGGCUGUCAGCCACUGGCAGCAACAGUCCUACCUAGAUUCAGGAAUCCACUCAGGGGCAACCACAACCGCUCCCUCCCUCAGUGGGAAAGGCAACCCUGAGGAAGACGAUGUCGACAACCAGGUCAUGUAUGAGUGGGAGCAGGGCUUCAACCAAAACUUCGCCCCGGAUCAAGUACAAGACAUAGAUGGUCAGUAUGCCAUGACGCGUGCUCAGCGGGUCCGUGCAGCAAUGUUCCCAGAGACUCUUGAGGAGGGCAUGCAGAUCCCCUCCACCCAGUACGACGCUGCAAACCCCACCAACGUCCAGAGGCUGGCGGAGCCGUCACAGAUGCUGAAACACGCUGUGGUCAAUCUGAUCAACUACCAAGAUGAUGCUGAGCUUGCAACGAGGGCCAUACCAGAACUCACCAAACUUCUCAAUGACGAAGAUCAGGUUGUAGUUAACAAAGCGUCAGUGAUGGUCCACCAGCUUUCAAAGAAAGAAGCCUCUCGCCACGCCAUCAUGCGCUCCCCUCAGAUGGUUUCUGCCAUCGUCAGGACCAUGCAGAACACAAACGAUGUGGAAACUGCUCGCUGCACCGCAGGAACACUACACAACCUUUCCCACCACAGAGAGGGACUCCUGGCUAUCUUCAAGUCUGGAGGAAUACCAGCACUAGUUAAAAUGCUCGGCUCACCGGUGGACUCGGUCCUGUUCUACGCCAUCACCACCCUCCACAACCUCCUGCUGCACCAGGAAGGAGCCAAGAUGGCUGUUCGCCUGGCAGGUGGUCUCCAAAAAAUGGUGGCUCUGCUCAACAAAACCAAUGUCAAGUUCCUUGCUAUCACCACAGACUGUCUCCAGAUACUGGCCUAUGGAAACCAAGAAAGCAAGUUGAUCAUCCUGGCGAGUGGAGGUCCCCAAGCACUGGUCAACAUCAUGAGGACUUACACUUAUGAGAAACUGUUGUGGACCACAAGCCGUGUUCUCAAAGUUCUGUCGGUGUGCUCCAGUAACAAACCUGCUAUUGUAGAGGCUGGAGGAAUGCAGGCCCUGGGACUCCACCUGACAGACCCCAGCCAGAGACUGGUCCAGAACUGUCUCUGGACUCUCAGGAACUUAUCAGAUGCUGCCACCAAACAGGAGGGGAUGGAAGGUCUGCUGGGAACCUUGGUGCAGCUGCUCGGCAGUGACGACAUAAAUGUGGUGACAUGUGCUGCUGGUAUCCUGUCUAACCUGACCUGUAACAACUACAAGAACAAAAUGAUGGUUUGCCAGGUUGGCGGUAUUGAGGCAUUAGUUCGCACCGUGCUUCGUGCCGGUGAUAGAGAAGACAUCACAGAGCCAGCUAUUUGUGCCCUGCGUCACCUCACGUCUCGACACCAGGAUGCGGAGAUGGCCCAGAACGCUGUCAGACUGCACUACGGCCUGCCUGUAGUGGUUAAAUUACUGCACCCGCCGUCACACUGGCCACUGAUCAAGGCUACAGUUGGUCUGAUCCGUAACCUGGCUCUGUGUCCUGCAAACCACGCUCCCCUGAGGGAGCAGGGGGCCAUCCCCAGACUGGUCCAGCUACUCGUCAGAGCUCACCAAGACACGCAGAGACGCACCAGCAUGGGAGGAACACAGCAGCAGUUUGUGGAGGGAGUUCGUAUGGAAGAGAUCGUGGAGGGCUGCACGGGAGCACUUCACAUCCUGGCCAGAGAUGUUCACAACAGGAUAGUCAUCCGAGGUCUCAACACCAUACCCCUGUUUGUACAGCUGCUGUAUUCUCCCAUUGAGAACAUCCAGCGUGUAGCAGCAGGAGUGCUCUGUGAGCUGGCUCAGGAUAAAGAAGCUGCUGAGGCCAUCGAGGCCGAAGGAGCCACCGCUCCUCUCACAGAGCUGCUGCACAGCCGCAACGAAGGAGUUGCUACAUAUGCAGCAGCCGUUUUGUUCCGCAUGUCGGAGGACAAACCCCAAGAUUACAAGAAACGCCUGUCAGUGGAACUCACCAGCUCGCUGUUCAGGACAGAACCGAUGGCCUGGAACGAGACUGGAGACCUGGGUUUGGACAUCGGCGCACAGGGAGAGCCUCUGGGCUACAGACAAGAUGACCCAAGUUAUCGUUCCUUCCACUCGGGGGGUUACGGAGGGGACUCAAUGGGCAUGGAGCCCAUGAUGGACCAUGAUCUGGGUGGAGGCCACCAUCCUGGGCAGGACUACGCCCCUGUAGAAGGGCUGCCUGACCUGGCACAUGCCCAGGAACUGAUAGAAGGCUUACCACCUGCAGACUCAAACCAACUGGCCUGGUUUGAUACCGACCUGUAAAUACCAAGACCAACAUUACACUACAUUUUCUACUAGCUGUAUCAUGUGAUCUGGAUGAACCUGCAUCAUGAUUCACCCAUAUGGAGGAGGCGGGGUUUCAGAAAGUGCCUGAAGAUGACUCAACAGCGAGCAGAGUUUCCCGUCCAUGGGAACUCCAUUGGGACAAAGUAGAUUUUAGUGCAGUUUGUUUCUGGUCUCUCAGCCUGAUGAGGGGCUGACUUUAAAUCUUGACAUGACAUGCAGAUUUUUGAUCUCUGAUUGUUUUUCAGAAACCCUUUUUAUGUAUUUUGUUUCCCAUUUUUACUUUUGUUUUACUUUUUUAUUCGGUUUUCAAGUCUGUAAUGGUACAAACUGCAUCUAGCUUGCUUUUCCCCCAUUUUUAUGUAUUAUGGAUACGCAUCUCCUGUUUUGCAGUCCCUUGUAUUUUAAGUCUAUGGUAGUAUUGAGCUUUUUUUUUUUUUUUUGUUUGUCCCCCCCUUUUUUUUUUCCUUUAUUUUAGUGGUGACGUUCCAUCCAAGUAAAGAAUCGGAACACAUUUUAAAUGAUGUUCAAACACUAAAGUUAAUCAGUUGAAUUGUAUUCUGAUGAUCAAGUGUAACAUUGUGUAGCUUUUGUAUAAAAAAAACAUGAAUUGGAAAUCAUGGUCCAAAUAUUGAGCUAUUUUCUUGCUUUAAAGGAGGACACUGAUGUGUCUGCUGUUCCAAAGGGGGUUUAGCUGACCGAGCUGGGUGGGAGGGUCUGUAAAACGACUGGGGUGGAAAAGUGCUACUAUUGGUCUGCUGUUACUAAGGAGGGAGAGGUAGUGAAAGGCGCUGGUUGCUGUAGCCUGCUGUGUUCUGAAACAAUAAAAUGGACUGUCAUUUCA
This is a messenger RNA of Cololabis saira (Pacific saury), 3410 nucleotides long. RefSeq names its product catenin (cadherin-associated protein), beta 1 (gene ctnnb1). Gene Ontology annotation, cellular component: adherens junction; catenin complex. The coding region runs from base 197 to 2545 and encodes 782 amino acids. The record is from RefSeq and is a predicted model, not a curated record. NCBI's taxonomy places the organism in Eukaryota, Metazoa, Chordata, Actinopteri, Beloniformes, Belonidae. The transcript has 17 exons. Gene Ontology annotation, biological process: cell adhesion; positive regulation of transcription by RNA polymerase II. Gene Ontology annotation, molecular function: protein phosphatase binding; alpha-catenin binding; cadherin binding.